This is a messenger RNA of Fusarium graminearum PH-1, 1599 nucleotides long. RefSeq lists its product as uncharacterized. Lineage: Eukaryota; Fungi; Ascomycota; Sordariomycetes; Hypocreales; Nectriaceae. Gene Ontology annotation, molecular function: calcium ion binding. The record is from RefSeq and is a predicted model, not a curated record. Gene Ontology annotation, cellular component: cytosol; intracellular membrane-bounded organelle; membrane. The transcript is spliced from 4 exons. Bases 395 to 967 code for a protein of 190 amino acids.
AUCUUGUUCCUCUACAAACUUGCGACUGGACUCUUCUCCUUCUAAACCUCUCGCACCACGCGACACGACACGACCUUGAGAGCUUAACUAUCAGCCCCUCACUAAGCGCUUCACUCUUAUCCCUAUCCCUACGCUCCGGCUUUCGACGUAACCUAUUUCCUCCCCCAAUCCUCUCGACAUCGACUUCGAUAUCGUCGUCGCCUUCUCCAAUACUUUCUCCUGCGCAAGCGACACUUCAAUACGCUGAGACUGUCCUUGUCCUUGGCAACUCGGCUUCCAGUCCCUCGUUUCUCUCGAGAUAAAAAGACUCCCGAACCGUCCAACUUGAGUUCAACCAUCGCGCAAUUCGCGCUCUAUCUCUACUCGCCGACAACGACCCCAAGUCUAAAACGUCAUGGGUAAAUCACAGUCCAAGCUCUCUCAAGAUCAGCUUGUUGAGCUUCAGAAGUCAACCCAUUUUGAUAAGAAGGAACUGCAGCAAUGGUACAAGGGUUUCCUUAAGGAUUGCCCGUCGGGUACGCUCACCAAGGAAGAGUUUCAGAAGAUUUACAGACAAUUCUUCCCUUUUGGAGAUCCGAGCUCAUUCGCCGACUAUGUAUUCAACGUGUUCGACAGCGACAAGUCCGGUACUAUCGACUUUAAGGAGUUCAUUUGUGCGUUGAGUGUCACCAGCAGAGGCAAGAUGGAAGAUAAGCUGGACUGGGCAUUCCAGCUGUAUGACAUUGAUGGCGACGGCAAGAUCAGUUAUGACGAAAUGCUGAAAAUUGUCGAGGCUAUCUACAAGAUGGUUGGCUCCAUGGUCAAACUACCCGAAGACGAAGAUACCCCCGAGAAACGAGUAAGGAAGAUCUUCCGCAUGAUGGACAAGGACGAGAAUGGCAGUCUAGACAUGGAGGAGUUCAAGGAGGGCAGCAAACGGGACGAGACCAUUGUCUCAGCGCUAUCCCUCUAUGAUGGUUUGGUAUAGGGGAAGCAAAGGUUCUAUCGGCAGCGAUAUGCAAAAUACGAACAAGAUGGGAAGAGAAAGAGGAAUAACCUGGAUGAAAAGAAGGAUCAACGGAUGCCAAGUUAGUUGGCCAGGAGUGUGAGGAGCUAUUGUCUUUUUGCUUUUCCUGUUUGCCCUUGAUACAAGGGUACGGCUUCUUCUUUUGCUGCGGUCUUGGAGAGGCCUAUGAUUAUGAAAUAAAUCGCUGUGCAAUUUUCAAAGCUGGGUGUUUGUGUUUGUUUAAUUGUGAAUUAUGGACGGAAUUGAUCUCUUUAUGAGUUGCUUAUAAAUGCUCAUUUGCCUUGGGAGCUACCCUGAAGUCGAGUUUUGAUGCAGGACUUAUAUGCAUCCAGAAAACUGCUGGUGUUCACAGCUGGGUCAGGUAAAUUGCUUGCAGUCAACUUAUUGCAAACUGAAACGAUAAUAUUUCAAUUAAAGCAUUCAAAUUCUGUAAAAACAUCCAACCGAUAAAUAACAUCUGAUUCAAGAUGGGCUUGGGGGUCCACCUAUACUAACCCCAUAAUUAGUAGCUUGUUGUCGUAUCUAAUAUCUCAUCAGAUCCUUACAACACCGUAACACAGGCAGAGAAAAAUACAAAGAUUUUGCAUUUGUUC